AGUCUGUAGAAGCGCGUGGAAACGAACAGUGACUUGCGAUGAGUGUCGGUGAGCAUGUUCAUGUUCAUGUUACACGGGAACCCCGUCACUCACGGAAUUCGCCGCAGCCCCUCCACCCACCCCACCAUAGUACAAAGCUUCAAACUUCGUCCGAUGCAGUCCACCAUCACCACCACCAACCACACACGAUGGCGACAACCGAAGCGAUUCCCGACAAUGCCGGCCUCCCCGCCGGCCUCCAGAACACGAACCUCACGCUCGAAGGCAUGAUCGAAGCAGCGUCGGCCGCGCACUUCGGCCCAGGCGGCAGCAUCGGCGCCGCCCUCCCGGACGCGAUCGCCUCCGUCAAGUCCACGACGGCGGACGAGUUUAUCCGGCAGCUGAACAAGAUGCCAUUAUUCAUGACGGAGCUCGACGAGACGGGCUCGGACGACACAUCGUCGAACGCGGCUCUGGACGCCAUCCGCGCGCUGCAGGAGGAGGGCGAGCCGCACGAGAUCGCGCUCAACUUCAAGGCGUCGGGCAACGAGCGCUUCAAGUGGAAGAACUUCGCGGAUGCCCGCGAGUUCUACACCAAGGCCAUCAACGUCAAGUGCGCGGAUCCCGAGAUCAACGCCGCCUGCCUCAAUAACCGCGCACAGUGCAACCUGGAGCUGCGGAAUUACCGCAAGUGCAUUACCGAUUGCCGCGAGGCCCUGAAAUUGAACCCGAACGCGGAUAAGUCCUGGUUUAGGAGCGCGAAGGCGCUGCUGGCCAUCGACCGCAUCGACGAGGCCGAGGCGUGCAUCACCAACGCGGUGCUGUUGAAUCCGGCGCACGCGCAGAUCCAGCAGCUGGCGGAGAAGAUCGUGGCGCGGAAGGCGCAUCUGGCGAAGCAGGAGGCGAUGCGGGCCGAGCGCGAGCGGAAGAAGAAGUGGGACGAGAACGCGAUCAAGGUGGCGCUGCAGGCACGGAAUAUCCCCACGCGAUCUACAAAGGCGCCGCCGGAAAUGCCCGACGGCAUCGAGAUUGCGUUCUCCGAGUACGGGAAGUUGGAUAGUCACCUCAAUUUUCCCGUGCUAUUGAUAUACCACCUGCACCUGCAGACGGACAUGAUCGCGGGGAUGCCGGAGGUCGCAACGGUUGGGGAUCAGCUGGUCGAGGUGCUCGCGGAGCCGCAGGCGUGGGACGAGAAGAGGGAGUACACGACGAAGACGGUCGAGUGCUACAUGGAGACCAAGACGGGCGGGCUGAUCAAGGUCGGGAAGAAAGUGAGUCUGCUGGAGGUGCUGAGCGGGGGGAAAGUCGAGGUUGUCGAUGGGCUGGUCAAGAUCCUCGUAGUGCCGAAGGCGAGGACGGUAGAGUUUGUAGAGAAGUGGAAGAAGACUAUGCGGACGGCGCAAUAGAAAGGAAAAUUCGUGCAUAAGAUUUUGGAAAAAAAAUUGUACGAUACCAAUCAUAGAAUAUCACUCUUGUAGAUAACCGGCCCCGUUGAGAAAUUUGCCACGAUGGUG
This is a messenger RNA of Tricharina praecox, 1493 nucleotides long. RefSeq lists its product as uncharacterized. The transcript has a single exon. Gene Ontology annotation, molecular function: Hsp90 protein binding. Gene Ontology annotation, biological process: protein folding. Bases 39 to 1385 code for a protein of 448 amino acids. The record is from RefSeq and is a predicted model, not a curated record. Lineage: Eukaryota; Fungi; Ascomycota; Pezizomycetes; Pezizales; Pyronemataceae.